Sinocyclocheilus anshuiensis is the source of this 2436-nucleotide messenger RNA. RefSeq names its product proline dehydrogenase (oxidase) 1b (gene prodhb). Gene Ontology annotation, molecular function: proline dehydrogenase activity; FAD binding. The transcript has 14 exons. The coding region runs from base 7 to 1920 and encodes 637 amino acids. NCBI's taxonomy places the organism in Eukaryota, Metazoa, Chordata, Actinopteri, Cypriniformes, Cyprinidae. The record is from RefSeq and is a predicted model, not a curated record. Gene Ontology annotation, cellular component: mitochondrion.
UUGAAUAUGGGCGGGACCCCACAGGUAGCGUUAAAUAUAAUGUACUUAAGGACAGGGUGCAGGAGAUUUCUUUGUAUCUGCUGUCUGUACAGAAGUCUUGAACUGAUGUCUCUCCGCAAAACUCUCCCUGCCUUUGGGCGCGCGACUCUUGACAGGAGUUUGGUGAUCUCCACUCGCCAUCAUCGGAGUGUGCAAGCGUUACAUCCAACCAAAACAAACACAGAAGACGAGUCCGUGGACAGCAGAGAGCAUGUAUCUUACAGUAACAAGAUCGCCAUUGACUUUGAACAGACGAAAGAAGCCUACAAGAGCAAAGACACUCUUGAGUUGCUUAGAAGCUUGGUGGUUUUCAAACUGUGCUCCUAUGACAUCCUGGUUGAUAAGAAUAAAGAGAUAAUGGACCUCAGCAGAAAGUUGUUGGGACAGAAUAUGUUUGAGCAGUUUAUGAAGAUGACAUUCUACGGUCAGUUUGUGGCAGGAGAGGACCAUCAGUCCAUCAGGCCUGUAGUGCAGAAGAACCAAGCGUAUGGAGUCGGGGCUGUGCUGGAUUAUAGUGUAGAAGAGGAUCUCUCACAGGAAGAGGCUGAGAGGAAAGAGAUGGAAUCUUGCAUGUCUACAUCAGAGAAAGAAAGCCCUGGAGCUGACCACCGGGAGAAGAAGUUCACAGCCCAUCGGAAGUUUAGCAAUCGUCGUGAAGGCGUGACAAGCGCUCGUACUUAUUUCUAUGCCGAUGAGGCGAAAUGCGACCAACACAUGGAGACUUUCCUGAAAUGCAUCAAAGCCUCGGGUGGAAGUUCUGAAGACGGUUUCUCGGCUAUUAAGACGACUGCCUUGGGGCGACCACAAUUCCUGCUCCAGUUCUCCGAGGUGCUGGUGAAAUGGAGACGCUUUUUCAGUUUCCUGGCUGCCAAGCAGGGAAAAGACGGCGUGGAGGUGCUGGAGCAGAAACUGGAUCUAGAGCAAUUGCAGACAUGUCUAGCUAGACUGGGAGCUCAAGGCAACAUUCAGAGCUGCUUCUCUGAUGGACGACUGCACUCAUCAGGCAUGGUGGACAUGCUGGACUGGAACCGUCUGAUCGACGAGAGAACGAAGAUAUCUGAUCUACUGGUUGUCCCGAACCUGCAGACUGGUGAGUUGGAGCCUCUUCUGUCCAAGUUCACGGAGGAAGAGGAAAGGCAGAUGAAAAGGAUGCUUCAGCGACUGGACGUCUUGGCUAAGCAUGCGGUGGAAAAUGGCGUCAGGCUGAUGGUGGAUGCCGAACAGACGUAUUUCCAACCUGCCAUCAGCAGACUCACUGUGGAAAUGAAGAGAAUCUUCAACAGAGACAAAGCUGUCGUUUUCAACACCUAUCAGUGCUACCUCAAAGAGGCAUUUGAUAACGUGUCCAUGGAUGUGGAGCUAUCAAGACGGGAGGGCUGGUGUUUCGGUGCCAAGUUGGUAAGGGGGGCUUACAUGUACCAGGAGAGAAGCCGAGCUGCGGAGAUUGGAUACGACGACCCCAUCAACCCCGACUAUGAAUCCACUAACAGAAUGUACCACAGGUGUCUGGAUUACGUGCUGGAGGAGAUCGAACAGAAUAAGAAAGCAAAUGUCAUGGUGGCAUCACACAAUAUAGACACUGUUAAACAUACACUCAGAAGGAUGAAUGAAAUGGGUCUGGCACCCACAGAUAAGAAGGUGUACUUCGGCCAGCUCCUGGGAAUGUGCGACCAAAUCAGCUUUCCAUUAGCUCAGGCAGGAUUCCCUGUGUACAAGUAUGUUCCUUAUGGUCCGGUGAACGAGGUGAUUCCUUAUUUGUCCCGUCGGGCACAGGAGAACCGCGGCAUUAUGAAAGGAGUGCAGAUGGAGAGGGAGCUUCUAUGGAAAGAGCUGAUGCGCCGACUGACCAGUGGAGAGGUCUUCUACACACCUGCUGUAUAAAACACACUCGGCUUCUCACCAGAGACUCCUUACGCUUGCUUUUUGCCUGUUCACCCAUUCAUUCGUAAAUCUUUUUUUUCCCACUCUCACCCAGGCUGUUCAUGAUGUAACGCACACGGGAUCCAUUUAAAUCAAAUACCACAGUUGGGUGAAGCUCACAAAAUGCAAAUCAUACUUAACCUGAAAAUCACAAAUCUAAAAAAAUACAAAUAUGUCUAUUUGGAUAAAAAAAAUGAAGUCUGUUUUUCGAGUUUCUGCAUUGCAGCAUUAUUUUCAUGACAAUUAAGCACAUUUUGCCUCACAAUUAUAAUGUUUUAUUUUUUUGUCAACCAUGAAAACAAUGCACCUAACAGCUGGUCAAACGUAUUCAUCAAGUAUUAAUGGGUGAAUCUCAUCAAAUCAUAUUUUACCUAAAAAUCAAGAAUAUAAAAUAGGACAUAUUGCAAAUUUUGCAUAAAUAAGACAAAGCUGGUCAAACAUAUUUAUUAAAUAUUAAUGGGUGAAUCUCACAAUGUC